Messenger RNA from Diachasmimorpha longicaudata, 860 nucleotides. RefSeq names its product large ribosomal subunit protein uL22m (gene mRpL22). NCBI's taxonomy places the organism in Eukaryota, Metazoa, Arthropoda, Insecta, Hymenoptera, Braconidae. The transcript has 4 exons. Gene Ontology annotation, molecular function: structural constituent of ribosome. Gene Ontology annotation, cellular component: mitochondrial large ribosomal subunit; ribosome. The record is from RefSeq and is a predicted model, not a curated record. Gene Ontology annotation, biological process: translation. The coding region runs from base 96 to 767 and encodes 223 amino acids.
UUGGAGCGGUUUCAAGUGGCGCUGCUGUGCAAUUCCGGAGCACUCAGAGGAGAGGAGUUUUGAGGUUAUUGUUAAGUUCGGCAAGAGAAAUAAAAAUGCAGAGUCUCAGGAGAUGCAUUCAGACGGUGACUUCCGCCUGUAAAUUCAAUGUGAACAGUGUGUCAUUGACUAGAACGACAGUAAUACCAGCCGGCAGUAUUCACACAACUCCUGCAAGACGUUUCCUUGAGGAUGAAGAUCACGAAAGGGAUUACGAUGGGCCCAAGCAUUGGAUGGACUACAAUAAAAAGAUCUACCCUCCACAGGCACCAGGCGAACCUAGGAGACCUGCUUUCGUCUGUAAUGUAAAAGCUAACAUCAAAUACAGCCCAAAAACCAUGUGGUACAUAGCUUCUUUCGUACGUGGGAUGACUGUUGACGAGGCUGUAAAGCAACUGAGUUUCUGUUUAAAGAAAGGAGCUUUCGCUGCUAAGGAGACGAUUCUCGAGGCACAAAAGAUGGCUGUUGAGAACCACAACGUUGAAUUCAAAAGUAAUCUGUGGGUUGCUGAAUCCUUCGCAACAAAAGGAAAAGUCGUCCACGGAAUCAGAAGACACGCGAAGGCACGAGUGGGGCGAAUUACGUACAGAUACGUCCACUACUAUGUACGCCUCGAAGAGGGACCCCCUGCCAAGAACUACUAUCUGAAGGACCCCAAGAGUAAUGAGCAACUACUCGAUGAGUAUCUGGACAAAAUGCGAAAACGUAAAAUUGGAAAUUCGCUGUAACCUAGUUAUCUCAUUCUUUACGAAUAAUUUAAGGUGUACAAAAAUGGGUGACAGGUGGCGUCGAAUAAAAUGUUUAGAACAAAAAUAUUUGGA